AUGGAAAGAAAGAUUGAGAUAGUUUCUAUGGAGCUAAUUAGACCUCUUUCUCCAACUCCAAAUCACCUUAAAUGCUUUGAAUACUCUUAUUUGGAUCAACUUCAUGAUUCAUCUGAACUCGUUGCAGCUGCAAAAUUCUUACCACCAACUAUGCUUCAUGUUUCAAACGGGCCCACGUUGCAGUCUGAAUUUACUAAAUUCUUUGGUAACGAACAAUGCGUCCCUAAAUUAUUAACCUUUGAUGUUUCUACUAUAGCACUGCUCAGGGCUAAGGCCGUGAGCGAUGAUGUACCAAGGCCUACACAUGUUGAAGUUGUAUCAGCUCUAAUAUGGAAAUGUGUCAUGGCUAGUGCUAAUUCAGGGUCAUCAAAAUUGGCUAACCUUGUAAAUAUAAGAAAGCGAUUUGUCCCACCAUUGCCAAAUCAUUGUGUAGGAAAUGCUGUUGCAGUAGCCACAACAUGUAAAGUUAAGAAUAUUGAUGGUGACUACUUGGCCACCUUGGUGACAUGUAUAAGAAAUUCGUUAUUGGAAUUGAGUUCUAAGUAUGUGGAGAAACAAAGUCGAGAUGAGGCGAUUUUGGCUAUUCCUUAUGAAUUCAUAGAGCUAAGUGAAGUGCAAAUCCUAGGGGAGGUAGUGAUGCAAGUUAGUAGCUUAUGUGGAUAUGAAUUAUAUGUUGAUUUUGGUUGGGGAAAACCGUUAUGGGUAAGUCCAAAUCCGAGGAUAGGUGCAAAUAAUGUUCGAUUAAUGGAUUCAAGGGAUUGUGAUGGAAUAGAUGCGUGGAUAUGCUUGAAGGACAAAGACACCAUGUCAGUUUUUCAACAUGAGCUAGAGCUGCAGUUGCUAGCAUUUGGUUCUGUCAAAUGCUUCAAUUCCGUUGUUUCUUUUUAA
Messenger RNA from Lycium ferocissimum, 888 nucleotides. RefSeq names its product tabersonine-19-hydroxy-O-acetyltransferase-like. The record is from RefSeq and is a predicted model, not a curated record. The coding region runs from base 1 to 888 and encodes 295 amino acids. The transcript has a single exon. NCBI's taxonomy places the organism in Eukaryota, Viridiplantae, Streptophyta, Magnoliopsida, Solanales, Solanaceae.